CAUCAUCAAACAACACCUCGACGCAUCGUCUACUAUCAUUCGCUUCAUUCAUUCAAACCCUCCAAAUUAUCCAUCUCGCUACACAACAGAAAUCACCACAAUGCAAUCCAAGAUCAUCUCCGUCGUCCUCUCUCUCGCCGCUCUGAGCGUUGCGAGCCAUAUCGAGGCCCGCCAGGAGUCUCUCUCCACCCUCAUCUCGCAAUUCAAGGCCUCGACCUCCACUGCCUACACCGCCGUCCCUGAAUUCUCCGCCUUCCAAUCCGGCCAGGCAGACGCAAUCGUGGAUUACAUCUUCUUAACGGCCUUUGCGACCCCGUCUACUACCGCGACUGCCACGUCCGAGGAGGUUGACACAUCCGCCAUGCUGGCGAACUUGGCCUCGAUAACGAAGGUGGUGCACUCCCUGGACGACCAGUUCCUCGCCACGCAGACGAUCCUGCCGACCGCCGUCAAGGAGAGCAUGAGUGCCGACCGCGCCUCGUUCUACUCGCUGAUCGCCAAGGCGACGGAUCAGCUGCCGGGUGCCGAUAUCGACUGGGUCGAUCCUGGUAGUUUGGAUGCCUCUCCCUCGCCCGUGCCGACUGGCGUCCCUAAAGGCAGCUGCCCGGUUCAAUGGGCUUCCGGAGUAGUGUUCUUGCCCGAUACCGUCGACUGCGCUAGCUACUACGUUUGCAACGCGAAUGGCAAGCCCGUCAAGUUCACCUGCAGCGAGGGCACUUAUUUUGACUUCACCAGGCUGGUGUGCGAUUACACCGCCAAUGUCAAGUGCACUUAGUGGAGGAGAUGGAAAGCAGAUGGUGGCGGGUGGCGGGCGGCGAGGGGUUUUUUUAAUGCAUGUUUGGGUGUAUUUAUAGGACCGUUGCGGGAGUAGAGGAACUGGUUGGAAC
This is a messenger RNA of Tricharina praecox, 887 nucleotides long. RefSeq lists its product as uncharacterized. The transcript has a single exon. Gene Ontology annotation, cellular component: extracellular region. The record is from RefSeq and is a predicted model, not a curated record. Bases 101 to 775 code for a protein of 224 amino acids. Gene Ontology annotation, molecular function: chitin binding. NCBI's taxonomy places the organism in Eukaryota, Fungi, Ascomycota, Pezizomycetes, Pezizales, Pyronemataceae.